AUGCUUUCUGCUAUGGGAAAGAGUUUGAAAGACUUUCAGUCGAUGCUAGUACCGGAUUUAGAGAAUCAUGCUAGAACUACCAAUUGGUUGAUACAAGAGGAAUUAGCAUAUGAUAUUAAUGUCAUGAGGGAAGAGAAUGAUAAUUUGGUGCAACAACUAACCGAAGAGCAAAGGGCUAUAUAUGACAAUGUAUUGCAAGAUGCUGAGAAUAAUCUGGGAGGCCUAUUUUUUGUUUAUGGAUACGGUGGAACGGGAAAAACAUUCUUAUGGAGAGCAUUGUCUUAUGCUUUAAGGUCAAAGGGUGAGAUAGUCUUAAACGUGGCAUCAAGUGGCAUAGCUUCUCUUCUACUACCAGGAGGAAGAACUGCACAUUCAAGAUUUGCAAUACCAAUAGCUGUUAAUGAAGAUUCAACUUGCAAUAUCAGCCAAAGUAGUCAUUUGGCACAGUUGAUCAUGCAAAGUAAGUUGAUCAUUUGGGAUGAGGUACUGAUGAUGCAUAAAUUUUUCUUUGAAGCUUUGGACCGUACCAUGAGAGAUAUCAUGCAUACCAAAAAUCCAAAAAGCUUGGAUAUGACUUUUGGUGGGAAAACCGUGGUGUUAGGUGGAGAUUUCAGACAGAUUCUACCAGUCAUUCCAAAGGGCACGAGGCAAGAUAUUGUGGGAGCAAGUAUAAAUGCAUCAUAUCUUUGGAGAAGCUGUAAAGUAUUUAGGCUAACGAAGAAUCUCAGGCUUAGGUCAUUGCAAUCAGAUACUGAAGUUCAAGAGAUUGAAGAAUUUGCAAAGUGGAUUGCUAAUAUAGGUGAUGGAACAAUUGGUGAUUCUUUGCAUGGAGAAUGUGAGAUAAAUAUUCCUGAAGAAUUUGUGUUACCGUGUAUUGAGGAUCCAAUUUCUACAAUUGUUGAUUGCAUAUUCCCUAUGUUCCGCAGUGGCCACAGUGAUAUUCAAUAUCUAAAAUAUCGUGCUAUUUUGGCACCAACUUUGGAUAUUGUGGAUGCAGUAAAUGAAUACAUGAAUGACUAUAAUAAUGCCGAAGGAAAGACGUAUCUUAGUUGUGAUUCGGUUUGUAAAUCUGAUUCAAAUGUUGACAUGUUUGCUGAUCUGCACACUCCGGAAUUUUAA
Molecule: messenger RNA, 1119 nt
Organism: Ipomoea nil (Japanese morning glory)
Lineage: Eukaryota; Viridiplantae; Streptophyta; Magnoliopsida; Solanales; Convolvulaceae
Product: ATP-dependent DNA helicase PIF2-like
Exons: 1
Coding region: 1-1119 (372 amino acids)
Biological process (GO): DNA repair; telomere maintenance
Molecular function (GO): DNA helicase activity
Source: RefSeq, a predicted model, not a curated record